ACACCAUGUCCGACUUCUUCAACAACAACUCCUCGUCGACCGGCGGAAACUCGAACUCCGAGUUUGCCUCGGGCCCCGGCGGCGGCACGCAGGCCGACGGCUUCGCGCAGGGCCAGGGCCAGGGCGGCGCGUACGACAACAUGCAGAGCUCCGCGCAGUCGAACAACAUGGGCGGCGGCCAGGGCGCGAUGGGCUCGGGCGUCGCUGGGGGGUACUCGGGCAACCAGAGCAGCAACACGUCGAGCCAGACUGGCGAGAAGAAGGACUGGCUCGAUAAGGGCCUUGAGAGCCUCGGCAAGAAGGCUGGGUUCAACUUGAGCGACAAGAACGCGGACACUGCUGGCGACUUCCUCAACAAGGAGGUCAAGGAGCGUGCCGGUCGCAACCUCCCCGGUGUGCAGUAGAUUAUAAUCGUGAACGGACUUUUAGCAUGCAUGGACAUUCACUGUAACAUAUACUGUUGGAGCACGCAAUCCGAGCGUCGUUGUCCGCGACCGGCCCCGUAUCGUCUAGUGUAUGUUUUCUGAUUGUUUCGUUCGUUAUCGUCUUCAUGCCUGCCGCGCGGACGAGUUCCGCGCGGUCAGUAUUACAUAAGCAUUCUCGAUUAGGCAAUUUCUCAUUUAGACGCCCUAUCGCUCGC
Messenger RNA from Trametes versicolor FP-101664 SS1, 640 nucleotides. RefSeq lists its product as uncharacterized. The record is from RefSeq and is a predicted model, not a curated record. NCBI's taxonomy places the organism in Eukaryota, Fungi, Basidiomycota, Agaricomycetes, Polyporales, Polyporaceae. The transcript is spliced from 3 exons. Bases 6 to 404 code for a protein of 132 amino acids.